Molecule: messenger RNA, 2571 nt
Organism: Eremothecium sinecaudum
Lineage: Eukaryota; Fungi; Ascomycota; Saccharomycetes; Saccharomycetales; Saccharomycetaceae
Gene: UPC2
Product: Upc2p
Exons: 1
Coding region: 1-2571 (856 amino acids)
Biological process (GO): regulation of transcription by RNA polymerase II
Molecular function (GO): zinc ion binding; DNA-binding transcription activator activity, RNA polymerase II-specific
Source: RefSeq, a predicted model, not a curated record
AUGACUACUUCGACAUUUGAUUCUGCGCAUGAAGAACAUGAAAUCCGAGCUUCUAAUAAUAUGAAACCACUUUCUAGACACAUUUCAGAUUUUUCAAAUGAUUUAGAAGCUACAGACGGUAAAACUCGUCGACGAAUCCAAAAAGUAGUAGAGUUGCUUGAGAUUGAUGGUAAAAGAGUUAGUAAAACAGCGACUGGUAAAAGGAAGUUCCAUAACAAGUCUAAAAAUGGAUGCGAUAACUGCAAGCGGAGGAGAGUUAAGUGCGAUGAAGGAAAACCUUCAUGUCAAAAGUGCUUGAAGAUGAACCUAGGCUGUACAUACACUCCAGCUAAACCUAGGAAGAAGAAAAAUGAAGAUAUGGAGACUGUUAUUAAAUAUGUCACAGCUAGAGGUGAGGCUAAAGACGCUAGCGAUAAGGAUAUUGAAGCGGAAAGUAAUGAUAUGUCUUCGGUAGUUACGCAUUCGGAGGGAAGGACUGAUACUGCAAUAAACCCUUGUUCUCCAAACACAACGUCAGAUUCUACUCUACUUCCGCAUUUAUUUAUCGCUUCAAGCACUCAACAACUUCAGCAGCAGUUGCAGAUGCAACCACAUUUGUUGCCUCAACUUAUGACAUUAAGUGGUUCAGACAAGUUCAAUGCGUUUGACCUUUCGAGCUGUCCGACACCGAUACAAGCAGCCAACAUGAAUGUUAGCAAUAGCAUUGGCACUUUCUUUUCUAAUAGCAAGGUAACAUCCACACUGCUUCAGCAGAUUGCUCAAUCCCCAGGACAGUUAGAUCUGAGUUCCUCACUAUCCAAGAGCUUGAAACAAAAUAAUAACACAAUUGCUCUAAAUAAUAUUGGUAAUGUGCAAUACGAUUAUCCAGAGUUGCUUAGUGUCAAGCAGCUAUGUACGAAGGAUCAAUCAACAUUGUCAAAUUCGAUCUGCGGAGCUUCGGUUUCACAUUCUACUACAUCGGGUUCGGAGCAUAAAGAAAGACUUGCUCGACGAGAAGAAGCUUCUUCGCGAUCUUCAGAAUCAUCUAAUGGGGAUAUAACUUCGCCGUCUGCCUCUUGUUCAUCAUUACCGCCUAUGCAAGUACAACCAAAUGACAUGCAUGACGGGGCACAGAAACAAUCUAAUCAAGCAGCUGCGCAAGCUGGACAAAGACAACAUCAACUCGUGCCGCCAUCAACGCAGGAGUCGUUACCUCAGGUACGAAGACGGCUACCCAGGCAUUCAAGCUCAGAAAAGAAUCACAAUGGCGUGGGUGUAUUAACAGCAUUAAAUUCUGGGCCAGGGGCCCAAGGCUUAUUAAAUAAUCCAACAAUUGCACCGUUGCCACCGCCAAUGUCACCAAUUACUCAAAAUGGGGCUACAUCUUGCAAUUUAAUCAACAAUCCAACUAUAACUCCUCUUCCCCCUCCAAUGUCACCUAUUGGUAAAGCUGCCACUAAAGGAAAUCUUAAUAAUCUAGCAGCUACAGUCCCUCCAGUUUCCGCGAGUGUUUUAGCUACCGGCAUUGGCAAUCGUGAAUGUAACUCCGAUUCUAAUAAUCCUAAUAAACGGGGCCGAACCAAUUCUAUGGAAGGAGAAGAAUUACCUACAACGGCAUUCAUUAAUCUACCUUCUUUUGCGAAUAUUAUUGAAUUCAGUCAACACAGCACGUUGAAUCUAGUGGAUGUGAAAUUGUUUCACCACUACUGUAAAAACGUCUGGCCUACAAUUAUAUCUGCUGGUAUCAGUGAACAACACAUAUGGUCAGGUGAAAUUCCAGAACUUGCAUUUCAAUACCCUUUUCUCAUGCAUGCACUUUUGGCCUUUAGUGCAACUCAUCUAUCCCGCUCUGAAGCAGGCCUUGAGCCUUUUGUCUCGUCGCAUCGACUAGAAUCUCUGAAACUACUUCGGGAGGCGGUGCUACAGAUUUGUGAAGAAAACACAGAUGCACUCGUCGCCAGUGCACUCAUUCUAAUUAUGGAUUCGCUCGCCAACGCCGCCCCUCCAAAUCAGACUUCAAUGUCUAGUGAUACCAUGCUGCCGUCUGCUUGGAUAUUUCAUGUGAAAGGCGCAGCCACCAUUCUUACAGCUGUGUGGCCUUUAACACCAAGUUCCAGGUUCUACAAUCUUAUUAACGUCGAUCUAAGUGAUCUGGGCGACGUAAUUAACAGCGAAAAUGGCACGAUUAGUGACCUCGUGUGCUUUGACGACAGCAUUGCAGACCUAUACCCAGUAGAGAUAGACUCCCCAUACCUCAUAACAUUAGCUUAUUUGGAUAAACUACAUCGUGAGAAGGAUAGAUCAGGGUUCAUGCUGCGGGUUUUCGCCUUUCCUGCUUUACUAGAUAAAACCUUUCUCGCCCUUCUUAUGACUGGCGAUUUAGGCGCCAUGCGCAUAAUGAGAAGCUACUAUACAUUGCUACACAGCUACGCUACGGAAGUUAAAGACAGAGUCUGGUUUUUGGAGGGCAUGUCGCAAGCCCUUCCUCAGGAUGUAGAUGAAUAUAGCGGAGGCGGCAUGCAUAUGAUGCUCGACUUCCUAGGUGGUGGCCUGCCUUCAAUGACUACUAUGAACUUCACGGAGCUCGUAUGA